AUGCACCCUGGCCAACCCCCGCAAGCCAGGGUGCAGGCCCAGGGCAGGCCAAGGUGCAGAUCCAGGGUGCAGGCCCAGGGCAGGCCAAGGUGCAGAUCCAGGGUGCAGGCCCAGGGCAGGCCAAGGUGCAGAUCCAGGGUGCAGGCCCAGGGUGCAGGCCCAGGGCAGGCCAAGGUGCAGAUCCAGGGUGCACGUCCAGGGUGCACGUCCAGGGUGCAGGCCCAGGGCAGGCCAAGGUGCAGAUCCAGGGUGCACGUCCAGGGUGCACGUCCAGGGUGCAGGCCAAGGUGCAGAUCCAGGGUGCACGUCCAGGGUGCAAGCCAAGGUGCAGAUCCAGGGUGCAGGCCCAGGGCAGGCCAAGGUGCAGAUCCAGGGUGCAGGUCCAGGGUGCAGGCCCAGGGUGCAGACCCAGGGCAGGCCAAGGUGCAGAUCCAGGGUGCACGUCCAGGGUGCAAGCCAAGGUGCAGAUCCAGGGUGCAGAUCCAGGGUGCACGUCCAGGGUGCAAGCCAAGGUGCAGAUCCAGGGUGCAGGCCAAGGUGCAGAUCCAGGGUUCAGGUCCAGGGUGCAGGCCCAGGGCAGGCCAAGGUGCAGAUCCAGGGUGCAGGUCCAGGGUGCAAGCCAAGGUGCAGAUCCAGGGUGCACGUCCAGGGUGCAAGCCAAGGUGCAGAUCCAGGGUGCAGGCCAAGGUGCAGAUCCAGGGUGCAGGCCCAGGGCAGGCCAAGGUGCAGAUCCAGGGUGCACGUCCAGGGUGCAAGCCAAGGUGCAGAUCCAGGGUGCAGAUCCAGGGUGCACGUCCAGGGUGCAAGCCAAGGUGCAGAUCCAGGGUGCACGUCCAGGGUGCAAGCCAAGGUGCAGAUCCAGGGUGCACGUCCAGGGUGCAAGCCAAGGUGCAGAUCCAGGGUGCACGUCCAGGGUGCAAGCCAAGGUGCAGAUCCAGGGUGCAGAUCCAGGGUGCACGUCCAGGGUGCAAGCCAAGGUGCAGAUCCAGGGUGCACGUCCAGGGUGCAAGCCAAGGUGCAGAUCCAGGGUGCAGGCCAAGGUGCAGAUCCAGGGUUCAGGUCCAGGGUGCAGGCCCAGGGCAGGCCAAGGUGCAGAUCCAGGGUGCAGGUCCAGGGUGCAAGCCAAGGUGCAGAUCCAGGGUGCAGGCCAAGGUGCAGAUCCAGGGUGCAGGCCAAGGUGCAGAUCCAGGGUGCAGGUCCAGGGUGCAGGCCAAGGUGCAGAUCCAGGGUGCACGCCCAGGGUGCAGGCCCAGGGCAGGCCAAGGUGCAGAACCAGGGUGCACGUCCAGGGUGCAGGCCCAGGGUGCAGACCCAGGGCAGGCCAAGGUGCAGAUCCAGGGAGCAGGUCCAGAGUGCAGGCCAGGGCAGGCCAAGGGAGUAAAUAAAGAUGCAAUCCCUAAACUGUUAAAGGGGAAACAGUCGUUCUGCUAUGAUUACUUGUCCUCUAUGAGUGUGUUGGAUGAACCACAGCUUCCUUCGCGUGAUCAGUUUUACAACACAUUGAAGGAUGAAGAGUUGUCAGAAAACGAUUACAAGCAGGCGAUAGAAAUUUUCGAUCUAGCUCAAUGUCGCAACAUUGGAGACUACCUACUUCUUUACCUCAAAGUAGAUACUGGGUUGUUGGCUGAUGUGUUCACUGUCUGA
This is a messenger RNA of Procambarus clarkii (red swamp crayfish), 1644 nucleotides long. NCBI's taxonomy places the organism in Eukaryota, Metazoa, Arthropoda, Malacostraca, Decapoda, Cambaridae. The record is from RefSeq and is a predicted model, not a curated record.